GUAGCGUUUUGGCCAUCUUGUCGCUUGCAUGAUCGUGAGCUAGCUCGCUAGCGUUAGCCAGAUACUAAGCAAUUUAUUCUAGGUUCGUCAGCAGUAUGGCUAAAGUUCAAGUGUUAAAUGUCGCGGUUCUGGAUAACCCGAGUCCAUUUGGAAACCCUUUUCAGUUUGAAAUUACAUUUGAAUGCAUGGAGGACCUACCGGAAGAUUUGGAGUGGAAGAUCAUCUAUGUCGGUUCCGCAGAGAGUGAGGAGUAUGACCAGACCCUGGACUCAGUUUUGGUGGGCCCAGUGCCUGCAGGGAGGCACAUGUUUGUUUUCCAGGCGGACGCCCCAAACACAGGCCUGAUCCCCGAGACUGACGCUGUGGGUGUGACCGUGGUUCUCAUCACCUGUACGUACCGCGGACAGGAGUUCAUCCGCAUCGGAUACUACGUCAACAACGAGUACACUGACCCAGAGCUGCGAGAGAACCCGCCCCUGAAACCCAACUACACACAGCUCCAGAGGAACAUCCUGGCCUCAAACCCACGCGUCACACGCUUCCACAUCAACUGGGAGGGCACUGCCGAAAAGAUGGAGGACUCAGAAAACGUGGACCCCGCCCCCAACACUAUGCUGCCCCAAUCCUGCUCCGCCGGCAAAGCCCCAGCUCUUGGGCUGAUGCCCGACAACUCGAUGGACUGCAUGUAGAAGUACGAUCAAACACACAAACGCACACAUACACACACCGACCUAAAAUGCUGAAAGAGGUAGGAGAUAAGCACUUCUGAUACACAUACACAUCCACGCAGUGCCCCUGUCCUCCUCGGGUUUCGGGGCUGUUUCUGCUCUGCGUCGGGAGGAUGCGGUGUCUCUCAC
Messenger RNA from Megalops cyprinoides (Indo-Pacific tarpon), 857 nucleotides. RefSeq names its product histone chaperone asf1b-B-like. The transcript is spliced from 4 exons. Bases 96 to 689 code for a protein of 197 amino acids. Gene Ontology annotation, cellular component: nucleus. Lineage: Eukaryota; Metazoa; Chordata; Actinopteri; Elopiformes; Megalopidae. Gene Ontology annotation, biological process: DNA replication-dependent chromatin assembly. Gene Ontology annotation, molecular function: histone binding. The record is from RefSeq and is a predicted model, not a curated record.